Dentiscutata erythropus is the source of this 343-nucleotide messenger RNA. The record is from the annotation of a GenBank genome assembly. Lineage: Eukaryota; Fungi; Glomeromycota; Glomeromycetes; Diversisporales; Gigasporaceae.
UAACCCCUGAUAAAAAAGACGAACUAAUUGAGAUAUUAGUUAAGCAAGUACAGCAACUAUCGGUCAACUACGUCACGGCACAUAACCAACAAGAAAAGGAUACACGUGAAAGAGAAAAGUAUCGGGAAAACCCCAAGCCAAGAAGAGAAACCGUCUGCUAUAGGUGUGGCGAGAAAGGACAUAUAGCUCGAUUUUGUAUGUCGGAGAAGAGACCUAAGGAGCCUAGUGAAGUAGAAAGACCCCCACGGAAAGCGUUAGUAGAAGCUUACAGAGCGGCGCCAAGCGAGCAUGAGUUCAUAGAGAAAGAACUCAAAGAAAUGGAAGAAAGAGGUUUAAUACGAAA